GCAGCAUCUUGACCGAGGAUACCCCCUCAAGACGAUGACCACUUAUGCGUUCAAAUAUGGCCGGGUUCCCCCGGAGCAACUUUGCAAUCUAUUUGGGUGCUUUCUAUUCUACAUCCUCCAUAGAUCCUUGAGCUUAUUCUAUUAUACAAUUCCUUAACUCAUCCUCAUCAUCAUGGGCUUUAUAUCCCCCUUUCCCCGUAUCAAAGAAAUCCGGACCUUCAUUAUUGAUGGUGUAGGAUCUGGUGGUGACUAUCAUAAUGUUAAAGGAGGUCACUGGUUGAUCGACAGCGACAUCUCCACCCCCAUGACCAAAUGGGCACAAUAUCGCGGAUCGCGAACAUCAUGGGGAAUCAAUGUCUUGGGCUCAUUCUGUGUGGAAAUAGAAGCCACCGAUGGGACCAAGGGUUUCGCGACUGGUUUUGGUGGCCCUCCAGCUUGCUGGUUGGUGCACCAGCACUUUGAGCGUUUCUUGCUCGGCGCAGAUCCUCGCGAUGUCAACGACCUGUUCGAGAAGAUGUACCGUGCGUCUAUGUUCUACGGCAGGAAAGGUCUUCCAGUUGCCGUGAUCUCGGUCAUCGAUUUGGCACUCUGGGAUCUCCAAGGGAAGAUCCGCAACGAACCUGUUUACAAGCUCAUCGGAGGAGCGACUCGGUCACGUCUUGACUUCUACUGCACCGGACCUCAGCCCGCAUCAGCUAAAGCCAUGGGAUUCUCUGGAGCUAAGGUGGCCCUGCCACACGGUCCAGAUGAGGGUACAGAAGGACUUCUGAAGAACGUGGCAUACCUGUGCAAGCAGCGAGAAAGCGUCGGUCCUGAUUUUCCCUUGCGUGUGGACUGCUAUAUGUCGCUGAAUGUUCCCUACACGAUUCAGCUCGUGAAGAAAUGUGAAGCCGAGGGAAUCGACAUUGACUGGUGGGAAGAGUGUCUAAGCCCUGACGACUUCGACGGCCACGCCCUCCUCAAGCGAGCCCACCCAACCGCUAAGUUCACCACUGGUGAACAUGAAUACUCCCGCUACGGUUUCCGGAAGCUCGUUGAAGGCCGGAACCUUGAUAUUGUUCAGCCUGACGUUAUGUGGGUGGGUGGUUUGACUGAACUGCUCAAGGUCUCUGCGCUCGCAGCUGCAUACGAUAUACCCGUUGUCCCCCACGCAUCUGGACCCUAUUCGUACCAUUAUGUGGUCUCGCAGCCCAACACGCCAUUCCAGGAGUACCUUGCGAACUCUGCUGAUGGGCACACCGUCGAGCCCGUCUUUGGAAACCUGUUUCUCAACGAGCCUAUUCCUACCGAGGGCUAUCUCGACGUCUCUGUCCUGGAUAAGCCCGGCUUCGGUCUCGAGUUGAAUCCUUCUGCUCCUUUGAUCCCAGCUGCUUCUCUUCUCACACCUGCGCCCCAGAGAAGCCUGGCUCCACCUACGGAUAAGGAAAAUGGAGCCAACGGCACAGCUCACUAAGCGUGGAACUGAGGAUUCUACUUAUACGUGGGGGAGAUAUAAAGCUGAACCUUCAAUUUCAUUGCAUUUUUUUUUCUCAUGUACAUAAUCAUGGAUUUCAAAUUAGAACUGCAUAGACAGG
Messenger RNA from Aspergillus alliaceus, 1574 nucleotides. Its product is annotated as L-rhamnonate dehydratase. The transcript has 3 exons. Bases 173 to 1453 code for a protein of 426 amino acids. Gene Ontology annotation, biological process: carbohydrate catabolic process. Gene Ontology annotation, molecular function: L-rhamnonate dehydratase activity; magnesium ion binding. Lineage: Eukaryota; Fungi; Ascomycota; Eurotiomycetes; Eurotiales; Aspergillaceae. The record is from RefSeq and is a predicted model, not a curated record.